CAUGAACAGAACCACAUAAUUGAUGGGUCUCCCCCUCUUUCUCUCUCCUCUGAGCCCAUCUCUCUAUCAAUCUUUUACAUGAGCUCUCGCUCUCUCUCCCUCUCAUCAUUCAUUAGUUCUUGAGAGAUGGUAUGAUUCUAAUUAUACUUUGCUUUAUCUUUCUUAGAUUUGAAGAGCUUCUUGCUCCAUAAACAGUAGAGAGAGAAAGCUUUAAUUGUGAGGGAUCAGACAGAAGAAUCGUGCUAAUCAGUGAAGUUAGGCGCAAACACCCCCACUUUCUACUUUUGCAUAAUUAGGUCAAAUCUCAUCCACCACCAUACUCUCUCCUCCCAUUUUCCCUUCUUUUCACAAUUUCAAAACUAGGGUUUCAUUUCUUGAAUCUUUAACUUCUCUCUCAAACAAGAAGAUGAAUCAAGAAGAAGAGAAGCCUGUGGAAAAAGCUUCUUCAAUGGAGAGAGAGCACAUGUUUGACAAAGUAGUAACACCAAGCGACGUAGGGAAACUAAACCGACUCGUGAUCCCAAAGCAACACGCGGAGAGAUUCUUCCCUUUAGACAACUCUGACAACAACAAAGGUUUGCUUCUAAACUUCGAAGACCGAACAGGAAACUCAUGGAGAUUCCGUUACUCUUACUGGAACAGUAGCCAAAGUUAUGUAAUGACAAAAGGUUGGAGCCGCUUCGUCAAAGACAAGAAGCUUGAUGCUGGCGACAUCGUGUCUUUUCAAAGAGAUCCUGGUAAUAAAGACAAGCUUUUCAUUGAUUGGAGGAGACGACCAAAGAUUCUAGAUCAUCAUCAUCAAACUGCUUAUCAAUUCUCCGGAGCUACGUUCCCUAUCUUUUACUCUUUCUCUAAUCCUCAGAACCUUUAUCAUCGAUAUCAGCGAGAUCUUGGAAUUGGGUAUUAUGUGAGGUCAAUGGAGAGAGAUCCAGCGGCUGUAAUUGAAUCUGUGCCGGUGAUAUUGCAAAGGAGAGCAGCACACGUGGAUGCUAUGGCUUCAUCAAGUGGAGAGAAGAGGUUAAGGCUGUUUGGAGUGGAUAUGGAGUGGGGCGGAGGAGGUGGAGGAAGUGUGAAUAGCACAGAGGAAGAGUCAUCGUCCUCCGGUGGUAGUAUGUCACGUGGCGGCGUUUCUAUGGCUGGUGUUGGUUCUCAUCUCCAGUUGAGGUUAGCGAGCAGUGAUGAUGAGUCUUUAGUAGCAAUGGAAGCUGCAAGUGUCGAUGAGGAUCAUCACUUGUUUACAAAGAAAGGAAAGUCUUCUUUGUCUUUUGAUGAUUGACUAUGAGAUUAAUCACUACUUUAAUACGCGUUAUAUAUGAUAAUUAUACAUAUUAUAUAUAUAUGUGACACAAGGAUGUCGUUCAAGAUUUAGUGAUUAUAUUAAUAAAUGUGAUGUGUUCUUGGCAAACAGAAAAAAGAAUUAUGUUCUUAAGAUUCAAAUUUGGUUACAACCGAAGUCUUUUGUUUUGA
Molecule: messenger RNA, 1467 nt
Organism: Raphanus sativus (radish)
Lineage: Eukaryota; Viridiplantae; Streptophyta; Magnoliopsida; Brassicales; Brassicaceae
Product: B3 domain-containing transcription factor NGA2
Exons: 1
Coding region: 407-1276 (289 amino acids)
Molecular function (GO): DNA binding; DNA-binding transcription factor activity
Source: RefSeq, a predicted model, not a curated record